Perkinsus marinus ATCC 50983 is the source of this 1199-nucleotide messenger RNA. RefSeq lists its product as hypothetical. Gene Ontology annotation, cellular component: Golgi apparatus. The record is from RefSeq and is a predicted model, not a curated record. NCBI's taxonomy places the organism in Eukaryota, Perkinsozoa, Perkinsida, Perkinsidae. The annotation marks the transcript as partial. Gene Ontology annotation, molecular function: calcium ion transmembrane transporter activity; manganese ion transmembrane transporter activity. Gene Ontology annotation, biological process: Golgi calcium ion transport; manganese ion transmembrane transport; Golgi calcium ion homeostasis. The transcript has 9 exons.
GAUUCGUCCCCUUCCGGGGCUCAGCGUUGACUAGGGUCCUCGCGGAAGGCUUCGUCAGACCGGAUGCUCUACUGCAUGUGAUGGCCACUAUUUCGCCAUGUGCUACGGACAUCGAACACAGCAUAAGUACGUUGAAGGCGGUGAGUAUGUUGUCGGGUAAAGAGGAUGGUUUGAAGGAAGUGAAGCAGAUGGAGUUGUUCCCGAUGGUGAAGAAGGAGCUACCAAAGCAUCCAAAGCAUUGGGAUGAGGAGGAGUUACGGAAAUGGAUGAAUACGGUUUCCAAUGGAGCCUUCAAGACCGUACAGCUGGCGUCGGGCACGAAGGGCUCUAUGGUGGUCCGAUGGCCGGCCAAGCGCUUCGUUCAACUGUGUGAUGGUGACGAGCCUCGGGGGCACCGAUUGUACAAUGCCUUGCAUAAUAUUAUGGAGGAAGUUACCAAGUUGGGGGAAAUGCAGAGAAAGUUCGGCAACGAUCGCGUCUGGACUAUGGGCGAGUGGUGGUGUCGGUGGGAACUCCUUCGUGGGAGGAUUGCUGUCGUCGUUUUUGAUGAUAAUAUGUGCGGAGUUGGGCGACAAGACGUUCUUUAUAGCGGCGAUAUUGUCAAUGCGCCACAGCCCGGUGGUGAUCUUCAUGGGAGCGAUGAUGGCUAUGUUUACGAUGACGGUAAGAGGAGGGGAAGUGUUUCCGCCCAUGGUCGUUUUCCAGGCCUGCGUUUGUUGAAGGAUGCGUAUGAGCUGAGCGAUGGAACGUCGGGGGAGUUGGCUGAAGUGGAGAUGACCAUGAAGAAGAAGAAUGAAGAACAGGAUAAGAACGCGGCCGAAGAACAACAAGGUGAAAUAGAAGCGGGGGAAGCGUCAACGUCUAGCAAUGCUGACAAUACUACAGCGUCACCAUGGUACUCGGCAGAGAACAGAGCUGUUCUUGUGCAGUCGUUUGUAAUGUCGUUUUUGGCGGAGUGGGGUGACCGAAGCCAAGUGGCCACAAUUGCCUUGGCUUCUUCUAAGAGUCCCUAUGGGGUCAUGCUGGGCUGCGUAUUGGGACAUUGCAUAUGCACGGGCAUUGCCGUUGUGGGAGGACGAUUAUUGGCGAGUAAAAUAUCCCAGAGGCAAGUUGCCGUCGCCGGUGGAGUCCUCUUCCUCAUCUUCGCCUUGAGUUCGCUGCUCCUCGGUGUUGAUGUCAGUGCUGAUGCGGGACGGUGA